Messenger RNA from Adineta steineri, 1745 nucleotides. NCBI's taxonomy places the organism in Eukaryota, Metazoa, Rotifera, Eurotatoria, Adinetida, Adinetidae. The record is from the annotation of a GenBank genome assembly.
AUGUUAAUUGACACAGAAGGUUUAUUUUCGUCGGAAAAAGGUGACGAAGAAUAUGAUCGACGCUUAAUACUUUUCUGUUUGGCUAUGUCACAUCUUGUGAUUAUCAAUGUUGCAGGAGAAAUAGAUAUGAACUUGAAAAAAAUGCUUAUUCUAUGUACAGAUUCAUUUCAAAAAAUGGGAGUGAGCAAAAUUGCUCGUCCAUCCGUGCAUGUUAUUUUAAAUCGGAGAGACAAUGUGAACGUCGAAGACAAUAGUAAUGUUAUUCAAAUAAUCAAAAAAGAUUUGAACAGUGAUAGUCUAGAUCAACAGAUCGAACUCAACGAAAACACAUUUCAUGCACUUCCGCAAGCAUUUAAGAAAAUAUCACUUGGAGAUACCAUAAACAUGCCUUCGCUUUUACAAACGGAUCCAACAUUUAUCAAUAUGACACAAGAUUUAUGCGAAAAGCUUAUCGAAGCUGGUAUCAAAACGUCGAAAGAACAUAACAAAGAGCUUUUUGAUCCUAUUCAGUGGCUAAGUAUGGCUGAUACGGUACUAGACAUACUCCGCAAAUUUCCCGACAUGACAUAUUUCAAUGACAUUCAUGAACGUAAACAAUACGAUUCGAUACGAGAAUGGAUUCGCGAUGAGCUCAAAAAAACAUUUACAGGAGACUUACGGAAGAAAUUACUUGCACGUGCCUUGAAAGAAGACGAAAUAGGGAUAAAAAGUAUCUUUACCAAUGAAUUUGCUCGAUUGAAACUAUCACUCAUGAAUGAAUUGGAGAAGAAAUUAACCAACGAAAAGGCAACAAAAGAUGUUCGAAAACGUUGCAAAACAUUUUUGGAAGUUCAAAUAGAUAGUCUUCAAUGUUGCUGGACUGACUCGGCUUUGAUGGAUAAAGAGAGUAAUGAAUUGAAAAAGCUGAUAGAAACAGGUGAAAACCAAUUGAACAAAACUAUUCGUGAUACAAUCGAAGCAGUUCUGGGAAAUCAAUGUGACAAACUUCAGCAGCUGGUACCCAACGUCGAUCAGCAGUUUCUCAAUGAUCUAAAAGGAGAAAAUCGUAGACGAGUCCAAGCGAUUGCACAAAAUGCCGGAGAUAUAUUCGAUAAAAUCUGGAACAAUGCAUAUCCUCGUUUGACAGCAGGGUUCAAUCAUGACACUCAAUGCACGACCGAUAGAUGGUCGCCCGAUUUUCAUUUACAUUUAAAACGCUGUAUUGUCGAAUGUGAUUUGACAUCGGAGCACUUCUUAUCCUCAACGGGAACCUGCAGAACAUUUUGGAAUAUUAAAAAAAGUUUUGAUGAAUUACUCGAUGACAUACGGGGUAAGAUAAUCUUGAGUGGAGAUGAUAGUCGAGUCGUGGAUAUUGAACUUGUGCAAGAGUUGGUCGGUGUGGUUCUGACUCAUAUUGAUAAAAUUGACAGUGAACUGGAGACUUUCAAUUUAAGUGCUUCCAAACAUUAUCUGGGGGCGAUUCAUACCUAUAGUGUUCUCAUUUUGACCAAAUUUUACUAUGACGAACAGUGGCACUCCUUCGAACAACUACUUCAGAAAGUGCAACAAAAAAAGGAUGAUUUACGUGCUUAUUUUAUUGCUAUGGUAACACAAGAUCAACAAAGCGAUCCAAGAUUUGCUGCAGUACUUGCAAAUAGUAUUUUUACUGCUGUGAGUCAAUAUUGUGAAACUGAAGGAGCUAAGAAGAUUCAUGAUCGUACAGCAGUUAAGUCAGCAUUUACUCAACCAUCACUUCUUAAAAAGAU